CUGAGCUGCAUGGAACUGGACCUAAAGGAGCGGAGACAGAGAUUCUUGGAAGAGGGGAAGGGGAGUGGGGGAACUACAGGAGAGGACGGGAGAGAGGUGUCAGAACAAGGAGGAGAGGAGGAGGAAGAGUGUGAGGUAGAGUUGGACUCAGGACUGUGUGUAAAGGGGGAGUCAGAGCGGAGUGUAGGACAGAUGGGGCUAGACUCAGGGGAACGAAUAGAGGGACAGAAGGAGCAGGAGGAUCAUUGGCUUAACAUGGAGGGACAGCUAGAGUGUUUACCUGGACGUCAGGGAGAGUUAGAGUUAGGUUUGGACUCAAGGUUGACAGGGGAGAGCAUGGAGGAAUCACACAUGAAGGAACUAUCAGAUGUAUAUUCAUGGGAAAAGAUGAAGAGAGGGACAGAGAUAGAUAAAAGGGUAGAGGUAGAGGGGGAGAGGGAGAGGGUGGAAACUCUCAUAUGGAAGGGAGGAGAGACUGAGGACAAAAGUAUGGAGGAAGAGUUGAAGUUGUGUUUAAGGCCGGUGAUGGAGAAAAGAGGGAUGUCUGUUCGUAUUUCCCUGGAGGAGGUGGAGAGAUACUACCGUUUCUCCCGUUGCUGCUACUGGCUACAAAAUGAGAUCAUGCAGCAGGAGAGCAGUCCCCUCUGUGCCAUCGACAUCACCCCUGACCUCAGGAAGCAGUUUGCCUACCUCUCAGGGGGCCGAGGGCAGAACGGCAGCCCCAUCAUUGUGUUCCCAGAGUUUCCUGCAUUCGGAGAAAUCCAGGAGAGGGAGUUCCACAACGUGCUCACAUACCUGACCAGCAUCCCCAGUCUGUCUGCGGCAGGAGUGGGUUUUAUCCUGGUCAUUGACCGGCGGCAGGACCGAUGGGCGGCCGUCAAGGGGACCCUGCUCCGCAUUGCAGGUUCGUUCCCAGGGAACCUGCAGUUAGUUCUGGUAUUGAGGCCCACCACCUUAUUCCAGAGGACACUCUCAGACAUCUUGUUCAAGUUCAACAAGGAUGAGUUCAAGAUGAAGGUGCCGAUGAUUAUGCUGAGUUCUGUGACUGAGCUCCACUCCUACAUAGACCGGACACAACUGACUACUGAGCUGGGAGGAACCCAGGAGUACUGCCACGAGAAGUGGAUCUCACACCGCACCGCCAUUGAGGGCUUUGCUCUGAUGGUAAAGAGAACAGCUCAGAUCCUGCAGUCGUUUGGGACAGAGCUAGCAGAGACCGAACUACCCAAUGACAUCCAGGCUACCAGCAACCUACUGGGGACACACAUCAACAAGAAGAGCAAGAUGAAGGAGGAUCUGCUGGUGGCUUUAGGACAGGGCAGCAGACUGUUGGAGAGUAUUAAUGAGCCAGUGGUCAGAGACCCAGACCACAACAUGAACCAGGACGAACUGGAGAACCUGGCCACCGUACAGAGACUGCUUUCCCAGUUGAAUGAGACAGAACGGGCUUUUGAUGAGUUCUGGGAGAGACAUAAGACCAAGCUGGAGCAAUGUCUGCUACUCCGUCACUUUGAACACAACUACAGAGAGGUAAGGUGUCUGCUGGACCAGGUGGCACAGAGAUUGACAGCUUUCUCGGAGGUGGGGAUAAGCCCCGCCCACGCUGAUCACAUCUUCCGCGAGCUGAGCAGCCACGAGGAGAGAGUCUGUGAGGUACUGGACCGAGCCCAGGCUCUGGCCCGUGAGGGUGACGAGUUGAUUCAGAACACCCACUAUGCUGAGGACUCCAUCCAGCCCAAAUGCAUUGAGCUCCGAACCGUGAACGAGGAACUGAGCACUUACCUGAGAGCAAAGAAAGACCACUUACUCAGAGCUAUAGAGCUGCACCACAGCCUGGAGAGGGCUGCUAAGUGGUGUGAUGAUGGCAUCUACCUGCUGGCCUCUCAGCCCGUGGACAAGUGUCAGUCACAUGACGGGGCGGAGUCAGCGCUGCAGGAGAUUGAGCGUUACCUGGAUACAGCAGGACAGAACAAACUGACUGAUCCUAGUGCCAUCUGCAGGGACUACGAAACAGUGCUCAACCUGGAGUUCAGAGACCAAGUGGAGAAGGUGUUCCAGAAGCAGGUCUCCAUGCAGGAGAUGUUUGAGAAGAGGAGGGUCAGUCUGAAGAAGCUGGCAGCCAAACACACCAGGCCAGUCCAGCCUGUGGCCCCAAGGCCUGAAGCCAUCAAGUCCCCACUGUCCUCGCCAGCAAAGAGAGUGCUGGAGAAGAGCUGCACAGAGGGAGACACUGUGAAUAGGGUCAGCUGUAGAAAAGUGGAGGGCCAGCUACAGAGCAACAGAAGUGCCUCUAUGUCAGAGGAGGACGAGAACCUGGCCAUCCUCAGAAAACAUGUAAUGAAUGAGCUGCUGGAGACAGAGAGGGCAUACGUGGAGGAACUGCUCUGUGUUCUACAGGGCUAUGCCUCAGAGAUGGACAACCCAUCCAUGGCCAGUCUUAUGCCCAUUCCUCUGCAAAACAAGAAAGAUGUGCUGUUUGGCAACAUGCCAGAGAUCUACCACUUCCACAAGAGGACCUUUCUGAGGGAGUUGGAAGAGUACGAAGACUGCCCGGAACUUGUGGGUCGGUGUUUUCUGGAGAGGAUGACAGACCUGCAGAUCUAUGAGAAGUAUUGUCAGAAUAAACCUCGCUCUGAGAGCUUGUGGAGACAGUGCUCCGACUGCUCCUUCUUCCAGGAGUGUCAGAAGAAGCUGGAACAUAAACUGGGCUUGGACUCCUAUCUCCUGAAACCGGUCCAGAGGAUCACCAAAUACCAGCUCCUGUUGAAGGAGCUGCUGAAGUACAGUAAGGGCUGUGAGGGGUCAGAAGACCUGCAGGAGGCGCUCACCUCCAUCCUGGGCAUCCUGAAGGCCGUCAACGACUCCAUGCACCUCAUCGCUAUCACUGGAUACGAUGGUAACAUGGGCGACCUGGGACGGCUGCUGAUGCAGGGGUCAUUCAGUGUGUGGACAGAACACAAGAAAGGUCAUGCCAAGGUCAAGGACCUGGCCCGCUUUAAGCCCAUGCAGAGACACCUGUUCCUGCAUGAGAAGGCCCUGCUCUUCUGUAAGAGACGGGAGGAGAACGGGGAGGGCUACGAGAAAGCCCCCUCCUACAGCUUCAAACAGUCCCUCAACAUGAGUGCUGUGGGCAUCACUGAGAACGCCAAAGGUGACAACAAGAAGUUUGAGGUCUGGUGCAACUCACGGGAGGAGGUGUACAUUGUUCAGGCCUCAACGUCUGAGGUAAAAACAAUGUGGGUGAAGGAGAUCCGGAAGGUUCUGACAACGCAGCUGGAAGCCUACAGAGAAGCCAGUCAACAGAGGCCGUCAGACGGACUGUUCCAGUUCCCCUCUUGUGCUGGAGCACCUGUCAGCCUCAGUCCAUUUAGAAGAGGGGAGAGGAGCAUGAAGGAGAAGGGAGAACCCAGCAGCCCUGACGCUAACUCCUGCUCCUUCCCAAAGACCAAAGAAGCAGCGACUAGUCCUACCUCAGACAGAGCAGCUGUGGCUAAAAAGCGUUUUACCUUGCAGGGCUUCAGCAACUUCAACAAAGACCUCUCGCCUCCUGACAAUAAAAGCUUAACUUUACCCAGGAUUCCCUUCUCUCCAUCAGGAUCUCCCACAAGCCCUGACCAUAAAACCAAACGUCAUGAGAUAAAGAGUGAUCCUACUCCGUUCGGCUUUAAAGGAUGGACCAAGGGCUCUCUCUCAUUGGACGCCAAUGAGGAGAAUGAUGGCUACUCUAGCCCCGAAGAGCCCCUGAACUCAGACCCUGAGGACGAGGAGGGAAAGAAACUAUGUGCAGGGAAGUACACAGUGGUGUCUGACUAUGAGAAGGGAGAAGGCCAGGACCUGUCAGUCAAGAGUGGUGAAACGGUGCAGCUGAUCAAGGAGGGAGAUGAUGGACAGUGGUUUGUGAAGAACUUGAAGACCAAGCAGGAGGGCUGGGUGGCUGCAGCCAACAUUCUCACCCUGAUUGGAGAGUCCAAGUCCUGCCAGUCUCUCACCAGCUCCGAGGGCAGUGGCUCAGGGAACCUCAGCACUUCAUCCAGCUGCUGUGAGACUUACACCAGCUUCUCUGACAUCAAGCCCUGAACCCUGCACCCUUCACUGGCCCCAUCACGCCACCCCAGACCCUUUCUCUCCAGAUCCCAACCCAACAGCACCAGCUGGUGGCUCCCCCAGCAAGACAGCACUUUCUCCCCCCACCCUAAACACAACUUCACCCACCUUACCCAGAGGCAAGCCCAUCUAUUAGGAUACUGGUCAGAAGCUUCAAGAAGAUGCCAACAAUAGACUUCAUCAGAUAUCAUUGACUAGAGAAUGGGCUCCAGCGCCCUUGUGUAGUUGAAGAGAUGUAGUGUAGGUGGGCAGCAGCUACCCAUAGACACUAAUCUUAGGUCAGUUUGGCACUUUUGCAUGUAUCCUUCAUAAAAUUGUCAAGGUUAGGAUUGGGGAUUACCACAGUAUUAGUAGCACUAUUAGUAGCACUAACAGACAAAAUGCUAUGGACAAGAUGGAACCUGACAUAACCCAUAGAAAUAUAAUACCAUUUUGUUAUGAAUUCUAAUUCAAGGUUAACCUAAUCAGGUGUCACUGAUAUAGCGACCCCAUCUGGCAUAGAUUGGUGGAUAUGGAUCUGGUUGAGCCCUUUUUGUUGUACUGUAAGCCUAUAAGUAAGUUACUGUAAGUUACAAUGCUGUUGGUCUGCAUCAUGGUCCCCUUGAUUGUCUACAAAUAGACAAGACUGUAUUUUUUUUAAAUAUAAAAUUAUUGUAAAUAAGAAAGAUUAUGAUUGAAAAGUAUACCAUGUGUAGCUUUUCAGAUUGUUGCUCUAAGUUCUACCAGUCACCUCAACUGGUGGCCAUAUAAGUAACCAAUAUGACCUUUUGUAGGCCUGUGACUAUCUUAUUGCCUCUUGGAGAGUGAGGAGUUACUGUUUAUUUGAAAACAGAGGGAAGGGAAUGACUCUUGUUAUGUACUUUGAUAAAGAUGUUAUUCUAUGUCUGUCUAUCUCUAUAAUGUAAUCUCUCUCUCUCUCCCUCCUUCUUGUUCUCAUAGCCUACCCUGUCCUGCAGCAUUAGUUUUGUAUAUGGUUCAGACAGAGCAGUCACAGUAUCACUGUUUCCUCUGUCCUCGUCAAAUGACUUUAUUAUGAGAUCCCCUUUCCAUCCAUUUAACAUGACUUUAGUCAUUGCAGGUGUCUUCUCCAUGUGUACUGUGAACUUUCCUAGUUUUGUGAAUAACUCAGUGUAUAGUCAUAACUUAUUUAUUGUAAAGCAAUCAUAUUUUUUUAUGUAGAUAUUGUUUAUUAACUCACUUUUCUUUAUGAAAUCAGAAAUUCUCUGUCAGCAGUUGUGAAUCUGUUUUUUUAUAUUAAAGGACUUGUGGUACAGGUAA
Molecule: messenger RNA, 5382 nt
Organism: Oncorhynchus keta (chum salmon)
Lineage: Eukaryota; Metazoa; Chordata; Actinopteri; Salmoniformes; Salmonidae
Product: guanine nucleotide exchange factor DBS
Exons: 33
Coding region: 10-4077 (1355 amino acids)
Biological process (GO): intracellular signal transduction; positive regulation of Rho protein signal transduction
Cellular component (GO): cytoplasm; extrinsic component of membrane
Molecular function (GO): guanyl-nucleotide exchange factor activity; protein binding
Source: RefSeq, a predicted model, not a curated record